Molecule: messenger RNA, 3690 nt
Organism: Parnassius mnemosyne (clouded apollo)
Lineage: Eukaryota; Metazoa; Arthropoda; Insecta; Lepidoptera; Papilionidae
Source: the annotation of a GenBank genome assembly
UUGGGCGAACACGAGACAACUUCCAAGGCUAUGGUUAUUAUGGAACUUCAAUCACGAGUUGACUCUAACUUUAGAAUUAAAGUAGAAGCCUUUGUUUUGAAGACAAUAACGGCUCCGUUACCAACAUGCAAGAUCGACCCGUCAAGUUGGAUUGAACUUGAAGGCCUAGUCUUGGCUGAUCCAGAGUAUCAUACUCCAAGUCAUAUCGAUAUGUUACUAGGAGUAGGUAUUUACAAUCAGAUACUUCUGGAAGGAAUAAAAAGGAGUCCAGAGGGAGAGCUAUUAGCUCAGGCUACGUCGUUAGGUUGGAUACUCUCUGGACAAAUUACCAUGACUGCACAGUCAGCACACAAAAUAAAGGUCUUGCAUUGUUGUUCAAAUGAUAAUGAUCUUCUCAAAAGGUUUUGGGAACUGGAGGCAGAACCUGAAAUAAAAAAGGAGAAAAUGUUCACUGAUGAAGAGAAACGUUGUGAAGAAAUAUUCAAUAAAACAACUACGAGAGAUGAUGAAGGCAGGUAUAUAGUCCGACUUCCUUUGAAGAACGAUCCUCCGCAGGUAGACGGCUCCAAGGAGAUAUCUGAAAGGAGAUUUUAUACAUUAGAAAAUAAAUUUAAUAAAAAUAAAAACCUAAAGGACAAAUAUACAGAAGUAAUGAAAGAGUACAUAGAUCUGAAUCACAUGGAGUUAGUACAGAAGGAACAUUUGGAUAAUCCGUUGGCAAUCUACUUGCCUCAUCACGCGGUAAUACGAGAGGACAAAGACACGACGAAAGUCAGAGUAGUAUAUGAUGCUUCUUGUAAAGGAAAAAAUAACAUGUCUCUCAAUGAUAAUCUCCUUAUAGGACCUACCUUACAGCCAGAACUGCGACAUUUGGUCAUGCGAUGGCGUAUUCCGCCCAUCUGUCUCACUGCUGAUAUUGGAAAAAUGUAUCGGCAAGUGAAGAUUUCCGAUUUAGAUGUGGAUUUUCAGAGGAUUAUCUGGAGAGAUAAUGUUGAAACGGAAAUGAAACAUUAUAGAAUGCUGAGGGUGACAUUUGGAACUGCCUCUGCGCCUUACCUGGCAGUUAAAGCGUUGCAGCAGUUGGCUCUCGAUGAAGGUGAUAGUUAUCCUAUGGCAGCUAAACGAGUUUUAACAGAUUAUUACAUGGAUGACUUAUUAACAGGAUGCCAAACUAAGGAAGAAGGAUUGAGGAUAUUUCAUGAAAUGAAUGAAUUAUUAAGUAAAGGAGGAUUUGAGUUAAUGAAAUGGACAAGUAAUUGCGAGGAAUUAGUAGAAUCUAUGAAAGGGGAAAAAGGAAAAGGGGAUGUUCAGGAAGGAUUAAAAAUUAAAUCAGAUGAAACUUUGAAAAUAGUUGGACUCACCUGGGACCGUAGUGAAGACUCCUUUCGCUACGCUGUCAAUCUCCCGAAGCUGGAACAACCUGUAACUAAAAGAAAAAUAAUUAGUGACAUUUCACGCUUUUAUGACCCACUGGGCUGGGUAGGGCCCAGUAUCAUAAAAUCAAAAGUAAUAAUUCAAAGGCUGUGGUUAGCAGGGAUUGAAUGGGAUGAAGCGGUACCAAAAAGUAUACUGGAUGAGUGGCUUGCUUACCGAGAAGAGCUGAAACUGUUAGAGACGAUAAACAUACCAAGAUGGGUUCACACUAAUGCUGACGAUUCAGUUGAAUUGCACGGCUUUUGCGAUGCCUCUAAUAGUGCAUACGCAGCGGUUAUUUACAUCCGUGUGAUCGACUCCAGUGGGGCGAUUAACGUAUCUCUGUUAACUGCAAAAACAAAGGUCGCACCGGUGAAACAAGUCUCUAUCCCUAGGUUAGAGCUUUGUGGGGCUGUAUUAUUAUCACGACUCAUAUUGGAAACAGCAAGAGUGCUAGGCAUUGAAAAACGUAACAUACGAGCAUGGACAGAUUCUACAGUGGUUCUCGCGUGGAUUAAUAACCAUCCAAGUAGAUGGAAAGUUUUUGUCGCAAAUCGUGUAUCAGAGAUUCAGUCUAAUUUGGAUUCUCAUAAUUGGUCGCAUAUUAGCUCUAAAGAAAAUGCUGCUGAUGCUGCAUCUAGAGGACUAUCUCCUCAAGAAUUGGUAAAAAAUAGCAUAUGGUUCAACGGUCCUGACUUUUUGAGAAACAGUACUAUCAAUUAUGAGAAGCCCAAAGAAGUAACUACAAAUUUGGAAAAGGUUAAAUCGCAUUGUGCUGUUGUAGGAGAUGGUAUAUGGGAGAGGUUUUCAUCUUUGACGAGGAUGAAAAGAGUAAUAGCCUACUGUAAACGUUUUAUAAAUAAUUUAAGUUCAGAACCUAACAAGAGAAAGAGAGGCUAUCUGACCACGCAAGAACUAACUGAAGCACAAAAUGUAUGCAUUAAGCAGUAUCAAGCAAUUCAUUUUAAAGAAGAGAUCUUGUUGGUAAAACAAAAGAGUAACUUACCUAAAGGUAGUAAACUCCGUUCGUUGAACCCAGUGAUGGAUGCUGAUGAAAUCCUAAGAGUAGGUGGGAGAUUGGAGCUUUCUGGCUUGAGUCGCAACCAGAAACAUCCUAUCCUAAUACCCAAGAAGUGCCAUUUAACCAACUUAAUUAUUGCGGAUGCCCACAAGAAUACACUUCAUGGAGGUCCCCAGUUGAUGAUCUGCUAUAUCCAGGUAAAAUACUGGAUCUUGGGAGCAAAACAGUCGGUCAGGUCUUAUUUCCGAAAAUGUUUGACAUGCGCCAAAAAUUCCCCCAAUACUCAGACGCAACUAAUGGGCCAGUUACCAGCAGCGAGAGUGACUCCAAUACGUCCCUUCAAAUGUAGUGGUGUGGAUUAUGCGGGUCCUAUCCAGAUACGGACAGCAAAAGGACGAGGACAUAAAUCUCACAAGGGGUAUAUAUGCCUCUUUGUUUGCAUGGCAACCAAGGCCAUACACCUUGAAGUAGUCACUGAUCUCAGUUCUCAAGGGUUCUUGCAGGCGUUUAAGCGAUUCGUCUCCAGACGUGGUCAUUGCUCUGAUUUAUGGAGUGACAACGCAACUAAUUUCACUGGAGCAGCCAACGAGCUAAAACGACUUUUCCUAACCGAAAACGGAUCGAUGCUACAGGAAGUAGCUGAAUCAGUGGCUAAUAACGACUGCAACUGGCAUUUCAUCCCUGCCCGGUCACCUAAUUUUGGUGGUUUAUGGGAGGCGGGGGUGAAAUCAGUCAAGUACCACUUAAAACGUGUAAUAGGACAAUCAACUUUGACAUUUGAGGAGAUGUCAACUGUUCUAGCACAAGUGGAGGCCUGUCUUAAUUCCAGACCGCUGUCAGUUAUCCGAGGUGACUCCGACGAUAUCAUGGUCUUAACUCCGGGUCAUUUCCUAGUGGGAGAGCCUAUUGUGACUCCGCCAGACCAAAAUUACGAAUCUCACACUGUUAGUUCCUUAAGAAGGUGGCAGUUCACCCAAAGAAUGUUGCAGGACUUUUGGAAAAAAUGGUCUCAGGAAUACCUUACCAAGUUUUUGCACCGUUAUAAGUGGUCAUCAGUGCAACCUCAGCCCAAGGUGGGCGACGUUGUUUUAGUAAAAGAGGACGGAUUACCACCCUGCCGAUGGCUAUAUGGCAGAGUGAUUGAAACUCAUCCUGGAAAAGACAAUUUGGUCAGAGUAAUAACGUUAAAAACAAAAAAUGGAACAUUUAAACGUCCGAUUUCCAAAGUGUGUCUGCUUCCGAUUGCGACUGAAUAA